AUGCCUGUUGAAAUAGGAAAAUCAUGGGCUGACGACGUCGAGGAGCUCGAGGACCAAGGAAUCGAAGAAACUGUCGACGAUGAGGGCGUUCGAACAGUCACUCAGAUCACUACAAAUGAAGAUGGCAAAAAAGUCAAGAUUGUGCGAAAAUUCCGUCGUGUGGAAAAGCGUACCCUUGUAAACCAUCAGGUCGCCGAACGCAAGACAUGGGCGAAAUUUGGCGCAGAGAAAAACUCAAAACCUGGUCCUAACAAAGCUACAACCACCGUCGGUGAAAAUGUCACUUUGAAGAUUCACCCGGGCUCCAAAGCAGCCGAAACCGAGCAACAGGAACAAGUCAAGAACCCACUUGCUGGUAAAAAGGUCAAAUAUGUCAACCCCGACGACGUCCCCCCAGCAGGCGCUGCCGCCGCCCAACCCGGUGCAAAAUAUGUACCACCUCAUCGAACGGGUGGUGGAGAGUCAAUGACACGAACCCGCGACGACCUUCCCACUCUUCGUGUCACCAACGUAUCUGAAGAUGCGACCGACGAUGACCUCAGAGAUUUGUUCUCGCGAUUCGGCCGAGUUCACAGAGUUUACAUUGGUCGUGACCGAGAAACGGGUCAAGGAAAGGGAUACGCAUUCGUCAGCUUUGAGGAUAGGGCGGUCGCGGAACGAGCAAUGCAAAAAGUUCAUGGAAUGGGCUAUGACAACCUCAUCCUCAAUUGCCAGUGGUCUCAACCAAGGGAAGCUCGUCCAGCCCCUGCGUAA
Serendipita indica DSM 11827 is the source of this 753-nucleotide messenger RNA. Lineage: Eukaryota; Fungi; Basidiomycota; Agaricomycetes; Sebacinales; Serendipitaceae. The record is from the annotation of a GenBank genome assembly.